CAACACAGUGCCACAACGUGCGUGCUCUCGUCGACCUCUGGCCAUGGGUGCUCUUCGGCGUCACCAGUGCCUCAUUGCCGCAUUCGUGCUCGCCGGGCUACUCCUCGUCCAGGCCGAGGCGCGCGGGGUGACGAGCGCGUACCGGCGGAGGCUGGAGGCGGCGGAGGACAUGCCGCUGGACGCCGAUGUCUUCGCCGUGCCGCCCGGGCACAACGCGCCCCAGCAGGUGCACGUCACGCUGGGCGACCAGGCCGGCACGGCCAUGACGGUGUCGUGGGUGACGGUCGACGAGGUCGGCAACAGCACCGUCAUGUACGGCCGCGCCAUGGGCAGGCUCGACAUGGCGGCCGAGGGCACGCACACGCGCUACAAGUACCACAACUAUACCUCCGGGUUCAUCCACCACUGCACGCUCACCAGCCUCGAGCAUGGCACCAAGUACUACUACGCCAUGGGCUUCGGCCACACAGUGCGUACCUUCUGGUUCACCACCCCUCCCAAGCCCGGCCCGGACGUACCCUUCCGGCUGGGCCUCAUCGGCGACCUGGGCCAGACGUCCGAUUCCAACAGCACACUGACGCACUACGAGGCUACCGGCGGCGACGCCGUGCUCUUCAUGGGCGACCUCUCCUACGCCGACAAGCACCCCCUCCACGACAACAAUCGUUGGGACACGUGGGGCCGCUUCUCUGAGCGCAGUGUCGCCUACCAGCCAUGGAUCUGGGUCACCGGCAACCACGAGGUCGACUACGCCCCGGAGCUCGGUGAGACGACGCCGUUCAAGCCAUUCACCCAUCGGUACCCGACGCCGCACCGGUCGAGCGGCUCGCCGGAGCCCUAUUGGUACUCGGUGAAGCUCGCGUCCGCGCACAUCAUCAUACUGUCCUCCUACUCCGCGUUCGGCAAGUACACGCCGCAGUACAAGUGGCUGGAGGCGGAGCUGAAGCGCGUGAACCGGAGCGAGACGCCAUGGCUGAUCCUGGCGUCGCACUCGCCGUGGUACAACAGCUACAACUUCCACUACAUGGAGGGCGAGCCGAUGCGUGUGCAGUUCGAGCAGUGGGCCGUCGACGCCAGGGUCGACCUCGUCUUCGCCGGGCACGUGCACGCGUAUGAGCGCAGCCACCGGGUGUCCAACAUCAAGUACAACAUCACAGACGGGAGGUGCAAGCCGGUGCGGGACCGCCGCGCGCCUGUGUACAUGACCAUCGGCGACGGCGGCAACAUCGAGGGGCUUGCCGACAGCAUGACGGAGCCACAACCGAGCUACUCGGCGUUCCGGGAGGCCAGCUUUGGGCAUGCCGUGCUGGACAUCAAGAACCGCACGCACGCCUACUACGCCUGGUACCGCAACGCCGAUGGUGCCAAGGUCCCCGCCGACACCGUGUGGUUCACCAACCGUUACUACAUGCCCAACCACGACGACUCUCGUUGAUUCGUUCUCAAGUAAUCAAGCAUAUUAUUACUUACUGAUAAUAAGGCUGAUGAAUUGUUGCCAUAUAUGUAUGUGUGUAUUUACUUUCAAAAAAAUGAUGUAUAAACAACUCCUAAUUCAUAUGGUUGAAUAAAGCUAUGAGUUUCUUGUGAAA
Molecule: messenger RNA, 1589 nt
Organism: Aegilops tauschii subsp. strangulata
Lineage: Eukaryota; Viridiplantae; Streptophyta; Magnoliopsida; Poales; Poaceae
Product: purple acid phosphatase 2
Molecular function (GO): metal ion binding; acid phosphatase activity
Source: RefSeq, a predicted model, not a curated record